This is a messenger RNA of Ectocarpus siliculosus, 1262 nucleotides long. The record is from the annotation of a GenBank genome assembly. Lineage: Eukaryota; Phaeophyceae; Ectocarpales; Ectocarpaceae.
AUGGGCAAGGAGUGCGACCACGAGUUUUGCCCCAAGCGGGCCCACUACGGAGUCGACGGCACCAAGCGGGCCCAGUUCUGCGCACAACACAGACUGGGAGGCAUGGUGAACGUGCUGGCUCCAAGGUGCGAAACCGAAGGCUGCAAGAAACGGCCGACGUUCGGGAUCCCCGGAUGCAAGGCGGAGUUCUGCUCGCAACACACGCAGGCCGGAAUGAUAGACGUCCGCAACAAGCGGUGCGCGCGGCAGGGGUGCGAGACGAGGUCGUCGUACGGCGAGCCCGGGACGAAGCGGCCAGAGUUCUGUGCGGAGCACGCGCCGGAUACGAUGGUCGACGUCCGCAGCAAGAGGUGCGGGCUCCGAGGCUGCACCAAGGUACCGACCCACGGCGAGGUUGGCUCCACCACCGUGCAGUUCUGCCAGCGUCACGCUACUGCCGGUAUGGUGGACGUUUCCACCAGGCCCUGCGCUCACCAGGGAUGCACGACUCUGCCCUCAUUCGGCAUGGCCUCGACAAAGAAGGCAGAGUUCUGUCCUGAGCACGCGCCGCAAGAAAUGAUCGACGUGCGGGCCAACAGGUGCAGGCACCAGGGCUGCGUCACGUGGCCGUCGUACGGCUUGCCGGGGACCAAGAAGGCCGAGCUCUGCUGCCGGCACUCGAGGGAGGGGAUGGUCGACGUGCGCAGCAAGAAGUGCGUGUUCGAAGGCUGCGGCAAGCAGCCCGCGUUCGGCUUGCCCGGCUCCCGGAGGGCUCUCUUCUGUGCGACGCACGUUCUCGACGGCAUGCAAGACGUCGUCACCAAGAAGUGCACCCACCCGGGCUGCCGAACGCACCCUUCGUACGGCGUACCCGGCUCCCGGAGGGCCCUCUUCUGCGCAAAGCAUGGGCUCGGCGGCAUGAUCGACGUGCGCAGCAGGAAGUGCGUUCACCCGGGGGGCUGCACCAAGCAGCCGGCGUACAGCGUCGACGGCACGAAGGCGGCCGAGUUGUGCGCGCAACACGCGAAGGCUGGUAUGGUCCACAAGCGGUCGGGCCGCUUCUGGCGCGGGUAUCCCGGCGGCCUGGACAUGGAGGCCGUGGCCGCUCGCCUCGCUGCUGCCGCGGGGAGAGAGGAGCGUGACGGCCUCGCCCUGGGCGUAGUAGGGCAGGCUUCCUGGGAAGGCGAGCCCGCGGCCUCCUGGGACGACAGCGGACCUUCCGCGUGGUCGAUCAACCACGCCACGGCGACGGCGGCGGCGGCGGCGGCGGCGGCGGCGGCGCC